Molecule: messenger RNA, 2881 nt
Organism: Motacilla alba alba
Lineage: Eukaryota; Metazoa; Chordata; Aves; Passeriformes; Motacillidae
Gene: AASDHPPT
Product: aminoadipate-semialdehyde dehydrogenase-phosphopantetheinyl transferase
Exons: 6
Coding region: 20-910 (296 amino acids)
Cellular component (GO): cytosol
Molecular function (GO): magnesium ion binding; holo-[acyl-carrier-protein] synthase activity
Source: RefSeq, a predicted model, not a curated record
GGCCGGGCCGGGCCGGACCAUGGGCUCCGUGCGCUGGGCCUUCCCGUGCGGCGCAUGGCGACCCCGGCGCCGCGAGUGGCUGCUGGCCGCGCAGCUGGUGCAGCCCGAGGAAAAGGAGCGCAUCGGCCAGUUUGUCUUUGCCCGCGAUGCCAAAGCCGCCUUGGCUGGUCGCCUGCUGAUGCGGAAAUUAAUUGCAGAGGAACUGUGCAUACCUUGGAAUGAAGUACACUUGAAAAGGACACCAAAAGGAAAACCAUUCCUGGCCAGUAACUUAGUUGGUAUCAACUCAAAUUACAACUUCAAUGUCUCUCAUCAAGGAGAUUAUGCAGUCCUUGCAGCUGAGCCUGAGCUUCAAGUCGGCAUUGAUAUUAUGAAGACUGAUUUACCAGGUAGUAGCUCAAUUCCAAAUUUCUUUCACAUAAUGAAGCGACAGUUUACUGAAACAGAGUGGGAUGUAAUCAAGUCAAUGAGUACUGAAUGGAUGCAGCUGGAUAUGUUUUAUCGGCACUGGGCCUUAAAAGAAAGCUUCUUAAAGGCCAUUGGAGUUGGAAUUGGCUUUAAUUUGCAAAGAAUUGAAUUUAAUGUGUCUCCAUUGCAACUGGAAAUAGGGAAAGUGUAUAAGGAGACAAAAAUGCUUCUGGAUGGAGAAAAAGAAGAGGAGUGGACAUUUGAGGAAACCCGCUUGGAUGACAAUCAUCAUGUUGCAGUGGCGCUUGGGAAACAGGAGGGAUCUGUACAGAAGGAUUCUGAUGUCCAUUCCGUGGAGCCUAACCAACCGCAAUUUAAAGUAUUGAGUUUUGAAGAUUUAGUUGCAUCUGGUAUUCCUGUUGCACCUGAGGAUUCUGCAUAUUGGGACAAUUUCUGUUCAAAGCAGGAGGGUCCAGUGAAACAGAGUUCACAUUCAAGAUAAGACUGUGUAUAAGAAAAAGAAACUUGUCAAAGUUAUUAUGCUGUUAUCCUGUUGAAUUUGAAGUACAGGAAUAAGUGCACAUAUGUAAAUGAAAUGUAUCUUUCCCUAUUUAAGCUGACAACCUGAUUUUCAUGACAUUUCAUUGGAAUUGUAAGGUAGACGUAUUUCCUUACUGAAGGAAUUCUGAAUGAGAAGCCUAAACCAACAUGCCUUUUUGCAUCUCCUUGCCUGUGCUUCUUGCACUUCAGUACUUAUCCAGGCUAGGAGCAGAAAGCAGCUGUACAAUAAUGUUGUUUAUUAGUGAACAAGUGUUUAGUAUAUAAAAAUGUGUUUCCGUACUAAUUUAUGCUGAAGCUUAAAUUAUGAUACUGCUUUUUCUCUUACAAAAAUUAUUCAUUUAUUCUCAGAUGGACAAAUAAAAAAAAUGCUACAAGUUCUUAUACUGUACAACACUUGGUGUUUGUGAAAUGCCAGGCUGAAAAGGUCUCCAGUAAUCUUGGAGCUACGUGUGUGCAAAAAUAGUUUGAGACAGAGAAUUCACUUACAGAUAUUUCAUAGUCUUUUCUCUUCUUAUCUUUGUUAAUUAAAGCUUCCUGUACACAACUUAGUAUUUGUCUUUUAACAGUUCUUUUUUGUAUUUUUUCCUCAGCAAUGGAUGCAAGCCAAGCAGCAGUUCAAUUUUCCUAGGCUUGCAUUUGCAUCAGUCAUGGGGGAAGCCCAAAGAAAAAAAGAAAGCUAUUUACUUUUUUCCAAAUAGUCUUGUAACGUCUGAUGACAGAACAUUUUACUGUCCUAACAUCAAAUGAAGGUUUCUGGAGAUCUGUAGAUCUUGAGUGCUGAUCUAGAAUAUUUUGUCUUCUUUUUCAAAAUAAAUCCUGUUUUGUGCCAUUACUUCUCACUCUUCUUUCUAGAAAUCAUAGAUACAAUGUGGUCCAUCUAAAUUUAAGAAAACACACUGAACAGAAUGAUCUUUGCACAAAAAUAAUUACCUUCUGUCCUACAGUUAAACAUAGAUCUUCAUUGAAUUUGGGGUUGUGUACAAGUAGUCUGCACCCUGUAUUCUGGUGUACACCAUGAAAAGAAGAAUCUACUUGUAGUGUAACCACUGAAUCUAUGCCUUAUUAAUAAGAUUAAGAAAAUUUUGUGAGAGAGAAUGAUUUUUACAACUAUUAUACAAGCAUUUGGAGUUCUGAACUCCAUUGAGUAAUUCUGAAUUCAAACAUGCUGCUAAACUCUCCUGUUUGCAGUGCUGAUUAAUUUUUUUUUCAAUUUCUGAGUCUCUCAUCCUGCAUGCUCAUCAUAGUUUUUAAUGUUACGCUUUUUUUUCCCCUCCAAAACUACAAAUCAGUAACAAUGACUCUUCCCUCCAGUCUCCACAGGGACAAAAUUAGAUGUUCAGCAACUUCAAAUCUGAAGUUUAAAAAAAUACAGAAUACUUUAUAUACAAAUUCUAAGUCAUGAAUUUCAGAUUGUCUUUUAGAAAAAUUAAAUUCAACUUGCAAUAAAUAAUUUGUAAUCCACAGAGGUCCAGUAUAUGCCAGUCAGUCACUGGACCUAUCAAUUGCAGCUUUGCCAGACAGUUUGAAAUUGCCAACUUUUCUGUAGGCCGGUGAAUCAGACUGCAAAUAUGGGAUAAGCUGAAUAGAAAAAUUUCCGAUCUAGAUUUCUGGGGAUAAGAGAAUUAAUUUCAUAUUAGAGAUUGGUUAUUUUUGCAUGAAAGCAGUGUCUCAAACCAGAAAUUUUCUUUCAUUGGAAAGAGUUUUAAAAGUAUUAAUGAAAUUAUUUGUAAUAUUGUGCUUGCAUGUAAGUAGAGGACAAGACAAAUUUGUUAAAUUAGAAAAUUGUGCUUGGUUUUCUUGCAAGAAAUAUGAUAGUCUUCAAGACUGUAUCUAAUUAGAAAGCGUUUGUUUUGGUUAGUUUUCCAUUAAGUAAAAUCUUAGUUUAGAGUGGUUCAUAAAGAAUUUUCUAGAA